AUGCUGUCGGGGUGGAGACUUGCUGUGUCAAAACUAUUUAUAAUUCCUCAACGCUAUGUGUUGUCUAUCAUGGCCCUGUUUGCGAUAGCGAACGCCUACACAAUGCGGGUGUGCCUCAAUUUAGCGAUCACUCAAAUGGUCAAGAAACGGGACACGAGUGUAGGAAGUAUACAUUACGAUCCAGAUGCAUGUCCGGAUUACAACGAAGUAGCAAAUACUACGAUGAAACUAGCUGAUUACCUUCUGCGGGCGCAGGGCGGGGUGGAAAAGUUCGAUUGGAGUGAAGCAACGCAGGGUUUACUUCUAAGUUCCUUUUACUACGGGUACAUAUUGACACACUUACCGGGGGGUAUAUUGGCAGAAAGGUUUGGAGGUAAAUGGGUGUUGGGCUUGGGCCUGCUAUCGACAGCGGUUUGCACCUUAAUCACGCCUUUUGCUGUCAAGCAAGGAGGCGCUGUGGCUCUUUUCGUUUUGAGAGUCAUCGAGGGUCUAGGAGAAGGUCCCACUAUGCCAGCUAUGAUGGCAAUGAUCUCAAAAUGGAUUCCUAAAUCAGAAAGGGGCAGAAUGGGGGCAAUAGUAUUUGGAGGGGCGCAAAUUGGAAAUAUUGGGGGAUCAUACUUUUCGGGUUUGAUAAUGCACGAGGGUAGUUGGGAAAACGUGUUUUACCUGUUUGGUGGUUUCGGCUUGGCUUGGUUUAUUAUUUGGUGCUUCAUUUGCUAUAGCACACCAAACACGCACCCCUUCAUAUCGGACAGUGAGAAGAAAUUUUUAAACGAGAAUGUGGCAGCCCUAAUUCAUAGCAAGGAACAAGACUUGGACCCAGUACCGUGGAAGGCCUUGCUACGCUCAUUACCACUUUGGUCGCUGAUUAUUGCAGCUAUUGGCCACGAUUGGGGUUACUUCACAAUGAUAACCGAUUUGCCAAAAUACAUGACAGAUGUUCUGAAAUUCAAUAUCAAGUCCACUGGUAUACUCUCCGCUGCACCCUACGUUGCUAUGUGGAUCGCGUCCUUCUUCUUUGGAAUUAUGUGUGACCUGUUCAUCAAACGAGGCUAUCACAGUAUUCAGAACGCACGUAAAAUAUAUACAACUAUUGCUGCAACUGGUCCAGGAAUAUGUAUCAUUCUGGCAUCCUACUCUGGGUGUGACACAACUCUCGCGGUCUUCUGGUUCAUAGCAGCUAUGACUCUCAUGGGUGCCUACUACAGUGGUAUGAAAAUCAACGCCCUCGAUAUAACACCAAACUAUGCUGGAACUACUACAGCCCUUGUUAACGGAAUUGCUGCUAUAUCUGGCAUCAUUUCUCCCUAUUUGAUUGGACUUCUUACUCCACAAUCUACAUUAAAACAAUGGCGGGUCGCAUUCUGGGUUUGUUUAGGAGUGUUGGUCGUGACUAAUGCGAUUUAUUUAGUCUUUGCAAAGGGAGAACAACUAUGGUGGGACGACGUGAAGAAACAUGGAUACCCAGCUGGGUGGAAGCACGGUCCUUUACCCACGAGGGAGCAAGACCCAGAAAAGGACAAAACAAAGACAAAUGAAAAACAAUGA
Messenger RNA from Leptosia nina, 1548 nucleotides. The record is from the annotation of a GenBank genome assembly. Lineage: Eukaryota; Metazoa; Arthropoda; Insecta; Lepidoptera; Pieridae.